AAAUGUCGUAUACCAGUUUCCUGUCAUGUUUGUCACAAACGUCACCAUUCGCUUCUACACUUACAGAAGAAAGCAGACACUUCGGGUCAAAUAAGCACCAUACAACCGACUGUGUCAUUACAAUCCAGUGUAGAAGAGCAAGAGGAAAUACGAGUCAAUACAAUGGUUGCGUCUAAUUGCAAUACUGGACAGAAAAUAGCUCUAUUAGCAACUGCAAUGGUCAUUGUCACAAAUGAACAUGGUCAUAAUACUGUGUUAAGAGCGCUAAUAGAUCCAGGGUCUGAAUCAUCAUUCAUCAGCGAAAAAGCAACUCAAUUACUACAACUCACAAGAACAACAGCGAAAAGAAGCAUAGUCGGAAUGGGAUCUAUGAGAUCAAAUGUAAAUCAAGUAGUUCAGUUCAAAGUAGUUUCUAGAUACGAUUCACAUUACAAUAUACAAGUACAAGCAUAUGUCAUUGCUCAACAACUGACUACUAAGAUACCCACAAAAUCACUUGCUGUUUACAAUUGGCCACAUCUAGAAGGUUUACACUUAGCUGAUCCCAGUUAUUGUACGCCAGGCUCCAUCGAUCUCCUUCUAGGUGUUAAAGAAUAUGCUAAGAUAUUACAACCAGAGUUAGUCAGAGGUCCACCUGGAACACCAUGUGCAGCAAAAACAAGUCUUGGUUGGAUCUUAUUAGGUGAGAUAUAUUCUGGUGCAAAUACAACUGAAGAAUCAAACUUUCUACUCGCGCAUCAUGCAGUUGAUGUAGACGAGAUACUGAAAGUUAUAUGGGAGGUAGACAUGAACACUGAAAGAAAAUAUACAAAAGAAGAGAAACUUUGUGAAGAGAUUUAUGAGAAAACAUACAAAAGAAAUGAUGAGGGACGAUACAUAGUGAAGCUACCAUUUAAGACAGAUAAACCGAUAUCACCAGACGGAAACACAAGAGAAAUAGCUUUAAAUAGAUUUAUACAGCUAGAGAAAAGAUUUAACAGACAACCACAAUUAAAAGAAAAAUACACGGAAGUAAUAAACGAAUACAUAAAUAUGAAACAUAUAGAAGAAGUACCUGAAAAAGAAAUUUAUACAAAAAAAUCAAUAUACAUACCACAUCUCGCAGUCAUUCGCGAAGGAAAGGAGACUACCAGUACACGUGUCGUGUUUGAUGCAUCAUGCAAGGGUUCAAACGGCACCUCGCUGAAUGAUGAGCUGUUGCUGGGACCAGUACUGCAAGGAGAUCUCAGAAGUCUGUUGAUGAGAUGGCGAAUGCAUGCUGUUUAUUUUGUGUCUAACAUUGAAAAAAUGUAUCGUAUGAUUUUAAUAGCAAAAGAAGAUACUGACUUUCAAAGAAUUUUAUGGAGAAACAACCCUAACGAACCUCUGAAAGAUUACCGUUUGCUCACAGUAACGUUUGGAACGGCGUCAGCUCCAUACCUGGCUGUUAAGACACUCAUGCAGCUAUCCUAUGAUGAAGGCGACAAUUAUCCUAUUGCCAGUAGAAUAUUACAAGAAGAUUUCUACGUAGACGAUGUUCUAUCCGGUUGUGAUAAUGUAAAGGAAGCCAUAGCAGCCAGCAAAGAGUUAAGAGAACUAUUACAACAAGGUGGUUUCAAACUAAAGAAAUGGUCAUCUAACAAUGCUGAAUUUAUGAGAGCUAUUACACCAAACGAACGAUCAUCAAAUGUGCACUUAGAUCUAAAUAUUGAUGGUACUACAAAAGCAUUGGGUAUUUCAUGGAACUUAAAAACUGACAAAUUCGAGUAUAAUACAACAACACAUGAUGAAUCAGUCACUGUUACAAAAAGAAGAAUCUUGUCAGACAUGCAAAAACUUUACGAUCCGCUGGGAUGGAUAGCACCGUUAUUAGUAAAAACAAAAAUAUUUAUACAACGACUUUGGAUUCAGAGAUACAGUUGGGAUGAAGAAAUAAGUCAAUCACUGAUAGAUGAAUGGAAGAUAAUUAAAUAUGAUUUUAAAAACGUAAGUGACAUACAUAUAGAUAGAUGGUUACAUACAUAUAAUAAAGAGAAAGAAGCUAUUGAAAUACACGGAUUCUGCGAUGCUUCAAUGCAAGCUUAUGCGGCGGUAGUGUACUGUCGCGUUGUUAAUUCCAACGGAACCGUAACUACCACUCUCAUUGCUGCGCAAACAAGAGUAGCUCCAUUAAAGACAAUAUCACUGCCACGCUUAGAGCUUUGUGGUGCUGUUUUACUGUCGAGAUUGCUCAAACAAGUAACACAUGCAAUGAAGUUGUCAAUGUCUCAAGUUUUUACGUGGACUGAUUCCACUAUUGUUAUAUCUUGGCUACGUGGAGAACCUUGUAAAUGGAAACCUUUUGUAGCGAACAGGGUUGUAGAAAUAAUUGAUAACACCAACAACAGGCAAUGGUACUAUGUGAAGUCUCGUGACAAUCCUGCAGACAUAGCUUCCAGAGGAAUGUUUCUUAAAGAUCUGAAACAGUCGAAAUUAUGGUGGAAAGGGCCAAAAUGGUUGUCCGAUCAAAAGAUAGAAUUUCAAAAGCCAAGUUAUAUACAGACAGAUGAGGAAAGGAAAACGGUUAUACAUGCACACUUGAACAUAAAUAAACAAGAAAAAGAAACUAGUAUAUAUUCACAAUUUGAAAAUUACGACACAUUAACAGAAUUAUUGAAAGUAAUAACGCUAUGCAAGAGAUUUCUAAAAUUUAAAUUAUCAUCAGAAGAUAUAAGUAAUACAAUAACAACAAAAGAAAUAGAUGAUUCAUUACAUGUAUGCAUACAAAUGAGCCAAGAACAUGAUUUUGAGGAUGAAAUUGAAUCGUUAAGAAACAAAAACAUGGUACGAAAAAGUAGCAGUCUAAAAUCAUUGAAUCCAUACUUAGAUGAACUACAAGUCCUCAGGGUGGGCGGAAGACUCAGACACGCCAAUAUAAACGAAGAAAGCAAACAUCCAAUCAUACUCAGUCAUAAAAACAGAUUGACAUAUUUGCUUGUGGCUGAGGCACAUACAACUAAAAAAAAGGUAAAACUUUACAUGGAGGUGUACAAGUGA
Achroia grisella is the source of this 3015-nucleotide messenger RNA. RefSeq lists its product as uncharacterized. Lineage: Eukaryota; Metazoa; Arthropoda; Insecta; Lepidoptera; Pyralidae. The record is from RefSeq and is a predicted model, not a curated record. The coding region runs from base 163 to 3015 and encodes 950 amino acids. The transcript has a single exon.